Messenger RNA from Daktulosphaira vitifoliae (grape phylloxera), 488 nucleotides. RefSeq lists its product as uncharacterized. Lineage: Eukaryota; Metazoa; Arthropoda; Insecta; Hemiptera; Phylloxeridae. The transcript has 2 exons. The record is from RefSeq and is a predicted model, not a curated record. The annotation marks the transcript as partial.
CGAUAUAAAUACAUAUAUAUUUUUAAUUGUUUAUCAUAAAAUAUAAUUUUAUUUAAUAUUAAAUUAAACAAAUUUUUAGGGAUUCAGGUGUAAUCAGGUGACUCGUAUAAAUGGCCCGCAAAAUAAACUUAAAAAAAUUGGCAACAGUUUUAAUAAAAUAUAAAUGUGAUCCAUGUUUUUGGAAAAAUAUUAAAAUUGGUGAUGAAGUUAUUUAUGCUGCUGCCAAAGCAUGUUUGAAAAAUACAUCAUCAAUUUCACGCAAAAGAAUUGCUCUUAUUUUAGUGGAAGGAAGAUGCAAUAUUUUAAAUGUUUAUAAUGGAAUCCAGGAGCAAAAAACAAAUUUCAUGGAUCAAGUAAGGUGUAUUUUAUUGAAUCAAAUUGUAAAUGUUACAGAUGUGAAUUCAGACAUUAUUCUAAAAGUUUGUAAGAAAUUAGGUUUUAAUUUUAAUAAAAAGUCCAAGAUUCAGAAAACUUUGAUCAUAGAAAAA